CCUUCGGUCGCCGAAUCCGUCUCUAUUGAUACGACUCGUAGGAGAGACUCGACUUCAAGUCAUCAAGAAUUGAAUGAAAGCAACGAUAAUCUGGAACUCAAUUCAGACAUAAGCGACAACAGGAGCUUCAAGAAGAAUAAUUUGAGCUCUAAUUCGAUCGGCAGUUCUGACGGCAAAAGUAAAUUAGUUUUGUUGAUCGAGACAUGCAUUCGACACAUUCCUCGCUAUUAUUCCGAUAUGAGUCUCAUUGAGAUCGGAAUACUUAGCGGUUAUAAACCAAAUAAAGACGAUUUGGAAGAGAUUAUCAAAAUGGAGGACUCAUUAGUCUCUAAAUACGAGAUUUCCGAACGAAAUAUUGUCUUUUACUUCGAGAAAGUGCCGUUCGGUCGGCCCUAUUGUCUGCAGUUCAGGAAAAUACAAGAACACAGUAUAGGCAACGCUCAGGCGGCUAUGGUUAAGGUCUAUGACUACUACCAUAAAGAUCACAGUUGUUCCCAACUGUUCACUCCCUCGCGUUUAAGCGAAUACAUCGAAACGAAGUGCAAUUCGGAAGUGUGUGAAUGUGCCAAACGGGAGAACUGUCCCACAGCUAAGGCUUUGGUCGAAAUCGGAAAGAUCGCCGAAAUGCGAGUCGUGAGGGCGCGCACUAUGUUUGAAGACCUGGUCUGCUCUCAU
Molecule: messenger RNA, 675 nt
Organism: Oppiella nova
Lineage: Eukaryota; Metazoa; Arthropoda; Arachnida; Sarcoptiformes; Oppiidae
Source: the annotation of a GenBank genome assembly